AUGCGCAGGUUCCUUGGGUCCUGGCUGAAGCUGGCGGAGCUGGGGGGCUGCCGUUACCAUGGGCAGCGGGCACAGAGCAAAACUUUGUGCAAAGGGUUCAUGAAGGUGGAGAUUCUGAUCUCCGUGCCUUUUCUGGCGGAAGAGUCCGGACUGUUUUGUCUCCCAUCCUCCUUUCCCAAGCCCGAGGACCCUCCGGCCGCCGCUCACGCUAAUGGAGUUGCUGAUGGCGGAGAUGCUGCGCAGGGCGACCCGGAGCCGCAGCUCGCUGGGGAGAAGCCUCCCAAAGGGAACGGCGACGAGCAAGUCCCCCCGCUGCUGCCUCCACCGCCGCCGGGCAGCCUCCCUCCCUACCCCCCGUACUUCGAGGGAGCUCCCUUUCCCCGUCCGCUCUGUCUACGGAACACGAAACACCAGUGGGUUCCCCAGCCACCCCCACGGACUAUAAAGCGGACGAGGAGGCGUUUGUCGCGGAACAGAGACCCGGGAAGGCUUAUCAUGAGCACCAUCCGGCUGCGGCCAAGGCAGGUGCUGUGCGAGAAAUGUAAGAACACGCUGAACCCCGAGGACGCCAGCGCGGGCAGGCAGAACGCUAAAACCAGGAGGAAGCUGAGCAUGCAGGACAAAGAGCAGAAGAAGCACAGCGACUCCGACUAUGCGGAGAAAAGGAACAAGCGAGAAAAGAGGGAGGAUGACAAGUUUUCUGGGGAACUGGUACAUCGAACGCCAGUUAUAAAAAUAUCCUACAGUACUCCCCAGGGGAAAGGCGAAGUGGUAAAAAUCCCUUCCCGGGUUCAUGGCUCAGUCAAACCGUUUUGUCCAGAGCGAGUAUUGCAGAACGGAGGGGAGGACCAAGAGGAGACCAGAGACUCGGAACGGUGUCGUGACACCAAAUGUUUGAUGGACAAGUCAGCAGGCAGCCAGCUUGCUUCCAUUCCAAAACUGAAGCUCACGCGGCCGGUGCAUCCCAGUGCCGAUGUCCCACCCCCAAAGAUACGGCUGAAGCCCCAUCGCAUCAACGAUGGGCAGAGUGUUUCCAUUUAUAAGGCAGAGCUCAUCGACGAAAUAAAUGUCCUUCAGAACAGCAGGGAGUCCAAUCCUGGCACAUUUUACAACGAUGAAUCCACAGACAGAAGUUUAGCUGAGAUCUCUUCGGGGAGUUCAGGUGAAGAUGAUGACUUUAAAAGAUUUCCCCAGGGUAAAGAUGGACACGAUAACUUGGCUUUCCUUAUGAAUUAUCGUAAAAGAAAAGCGGAUUCUUCUAGCUUAUCGGUGUGUAGUAACGACAGUCUAGACGAGUCCAAGUCUUCUAGUUCAGAAGUAACAUCACCAGAACUGUGUGACUUUUUGCCUGGUGAUGAUGCGUCCGUCUCUUCAUCUUCAAAAGAUGAGCGUAAAAUUGUGCCGCCGCUGACGGUCAGACUGCAUACCCAAAGCGUGUCUAAAUGUGUCACGGAAGAUGGAAGAACUGUUUCAGUGGGGGAUAUUGUUUGGGGUAAAAUUCAUGGUUUUCCGUGGUGGCCAGCACGUGUUCUUGACAUAAACCUGAGCCAGAAGGAAAACGGGGAACCUUCGUGGCGAGAAGCUAAAGUAUCGUGGUUUGGUUCUCCAACGACUUCAUUCUUAUCUGUUUCAAAACUCUCUCCUUUCUCUGAAUUUUUCAAACUGAGAUUUAAUCGCAAGAAGAAAGGGAUGUAUCGGAAAGCUAUCACAGAGGCUGCCAAGGCAGUAGAGCACCUGACUCCGGAAAUAAGAGAUCUCUUAACGCAGUUCGAGACAUAA
Molecule: messenger RNA, 1779 nt
Organism: Pterocles gutturalis (yellow-throated sandgrouse)
Lineage: Eukaryota; Metazoa; Chordata; Aves; Pterocliformes; Pteroclidae
Gene: PWWP2B
Product: PWWP domain containing 2B
Exons: 3
Coding region: 1-1779 (592 amino acids)
Cellular component (GO): nucleus; nucleoplasm
Source: RefSeq, a predicted model, not a curated record